Molecule: messenger RNA, 2175 nt
Organism: Lytechinus variegatus (green sea urchin)
Lineage: Eukaryota; Metazoa; Echinodermata; Echinoidea; Temnopleuroida; Toxopneustidae
Exons: 1
Coding region: 1-2175 (724 amino acids)
Biological process (GO): proteolysis
Molecular function (GO): aspartic-type endopeptidase activity; zinc ion binding; nucleic acid binding
Source: RefSeq, a predicted model, not a curated record
AUGACUUCAAUACCUCCACCUUCAUUUUUUCUGCAAAACCCUGGAAAACCGACGACUCCAUGGAAUUUAUGGUUCCAGCAAUUCGAGAAUUAUCUCCUAGCCUCAGGAGGCAGCGAAUUUCUGCCGGAUAGGAAGAAAGCGCUUCUGUUACACUGUCUGGGAGCUGAAGGACAGCGAAUCUUUUACUCACUGGACAUCUCCUCACCAUCAGAGCCACGCCCAGCUCAUGGGGCUCAAGCAGCUACCAAUGUAUACCAGGAGGCAUUGGCAGCCAUAGAAGCGUACUUUGUUCCGCGAAUCAACGUAGUCGCUGAGAGAUAUAGAUUCAGACGACGUAAACAGAGGCCAGAUGAGACAGUUGCUGAAUAUGUAGCAGCCUUGCAAGAACUUGUAAAACAUUGUGCUUUUGCAAACUUGAAGGACGAGAUGCUGCGAGACCAGGUAGUAGAAGGCUGUCACAAUCCCCGUAUUCGUGAGAGGUUACUAUUAGAAUCGGACUUGAACUUUCAGAAAGUUCUUGAUUUCAGUAGAUGCAUCGAAGAUGCACAGCGAGACUCCAAAGCAAUUGCCAAGGGACAUGAAAGUGACAGUGAGAAGGUGUAUGAACUACACAGAAAGAAAAUGAAGGAAAGUAGAGUGGAGGGAAGAGAAAGGAAGAAAACAGAGCAGAAAACACAGAAAAACAGUUGCAGAAAUUGUGGAAGUCCAUCUCAUGCAGCAUUCGACGAGAGAUGUAAGGCAAGAGAGAGCAAAUGCUACAGCUGCGGAAAGACUGGACAUUGGGCUAAGGUUUGCCGGAAAAGCAGAAAAGUCCGCAAAGUGCAAAGUGGAGCUGAUGAACUUGAAACGCCCAAGGUAUUAACCGUGAACACUCACCCUACAAAGCCAAUAAGGUGUGAAGUUGAGCUCGCUGGCAAAGCCAAGGUUCACAUGACUCUUGAUACAGGCUCUAGUGUGUCAAUAAUUCCGCUCAGCAUCUACAAGAAACACUUUCUAAUCGAUGCUCUCAAGCCACCAUACGUCAACAUUUCAGACUACUCUGAAGGAAACAUUCCAGUAGUUGGAAUAUUUGAGACACAGGUAAAGGUUGGAGCCAAGUCAAUGAUCGCCAAGAUUUUCGUCGUACACAGAGGUUCAGCAUUACUGGGCUUGGAUAUCUUCGACGAGUUGAAGCUUAAGAUUGAAGGCAGCAAGCUCUGCGUCGAGACGGUCAGAAGUGAUUCUCCGACAUCAACGUCAGAGUCCACAUCGUCUACAUCAAGCGACAUUCCACCGGGGUUCCCUACUUUGUUUGCACCAGGUCUCGGUUGUGCACGCAACUUCAAUCAUCGCGUCAAAGUCAAAGCUAAUCAUCCGCCCGUUCAACAGAGGUUACGCAGGUUACCUUUAUCUGUGAAGGAUGAGGUUUCACAAGAAUUGAAGCGGUUGGAGAAGGAAGGCGUGAUAGAGAAAAUAGAUUCAAGUGAAUGGAUCUCUCCCAUUGUAGUUGCCGCGAAAAAGUCAGGAAGCAUCAGGCUUUGUGUUGAUUUACGUGAAGUAAAUAAAGCCAUUGUUGUAGAUAGUUAUCCGUUACCUGAUAUCGGUGAGCUAUUUUCUGAGCUGGAAGGAUCCACAGUGUUUUCUAAGAUGGAUCUAGCGUCAGCGUAUCAUCAACUCGAAUUGGAUGAGGAAAGUCGCGAUCUUACUGCGUUCAUCACACAUGAUGGAUUAUAUCGCUUCAAGAGAGUUUGUUUCGGAUUAGCGUCAGCACCAUCCACAUUUCAGAAGCUCAUGAGUAGUAUCCUCGCAGGACUACCAGGAGUUCAAUGCUACCUAGAUGACAUCAUCGUGUAUGGUAAGGACAGAUCAGAACAUGACAAACACUUGAACAAUGUACUGAAGAAGUUGCAAGACGCAGGAUUGCGUUUGAACCCUAGUAAAUGUCAGUUUUACUUGUCAGAACUCAGUUACUUAGGGCAUUGUGUGAGUAGUAAGGGUCUAGCACCUGAUGAUAGUCAUGUCAAAGCUAUUCUAGAGGCACCAGCGCCUACGGAUGUUAGUAAGCUUAGGUCAGUGUUAGGAAUGACAAACUACUACACUAAGUUUGUACCAAACUAUGCCACUGUUGUAGAACCAAUGAGACGUCUUUUGUGUAAAGAUGUACCUUUUGAGUGGGGGGCCGAGCAACAAGAGUAA